AUGAACCGGAACUAUUUGAAGAACCUCUAUCUCCAGCAACUCGAAUCGGAACGGUAUUCAGAUGUAUUCCGAGAAAGCCUACAUAGCCUAGUGUCUGUGGAAAUAAUGAAUACCGUUAUACUCUUGGCUGUUAAGGAUGAUGACGAGGAUGCACUCAUCGAUCUUCUGGAGUUGUUUCUGCAACAUCUAGAGACCAACCCUAUAUUUUAUGAGAAACUUGGGAAAUCAAACCUUCACUUACUUCUGUUGGAACGUCCACUGAGGAUGCAGAGCUACACAAAACUAAAGUUGGUUUAUGAUAAGGUUAGGCCCAAGAGAACUCCACUAAGCUUUGAGCAUACAGAGUUUCUCGCCAAAAACUUUUACAAUUACUGUCUCUACAAGUACGCAUACAAUGAUUAUCAGUUCGACCUUGAGAUGUCUGUGGAAGGAUUUGGGCCGGUGGAGAUGAAUUUGUUCAAAGAUCUCCUUAGGAAGAUAUGCAUUGAAAAUAGAGAGAACGAGCAUCUUGCUAAUUAUGUAAGAACUCUUCCCAUGGACACAAAUGUCUUUCUUGCUAUAGUGGAGCCGGAUUUCAAGGUAGAUGCAUCGAAGCUUGAGCCAGAGGAUUUAUUUGUUGUGUACCCAGCUCAGGUCCAAAGAUGUAACCUGGGCUUGUUUACAAAGCCAUUUCUUUGCAGUUUGAACUCUAAGGAGGGUCUUUGCAGAGUUUGUGGGAGAAGAGUUCUAGAAUACCACUUUGAGGAGAUCGACCACGAAGAAUACCUGGAAAGUAUAGCAGGAAAUAUCAAAGAGAUAUGUUUUGCUGUAAGUCAUUGGGAAAAGGCCAGAACGCCUCGGGUGCUUAUAACUGUUCUCAGGUCUCUGUUCAAAGGAUGCGAAGAUCUCGAAUGUUACAAAUCCCUAAAGUACUUUCCGGUGAAAGAGGAGAGCGAUAUGGAGGAUAUAGUUGUAAAGUUCUUAAGAUAUGCAGCAAGCACAUUGAACAUUGAGAACAUCCAGGUAUCCCUCAGGAUGCUUCCGUUUACAAGCCACACCCCAAAAGUAAUAUUUUCAUACUUUGUUAUUUUAUUUGAAAGCUUACGAAAGUAUCCGGAAAAUGGGUUUUUGAGAAGCAUAGUAAAGAAUGUGGUGAUGAGGAACAAGGACAAAUUUAUGAAGAUAAGAGCAAUGAUAUUUGAAUACUAUAUGAAGGGGGACGAAGAGUCGGUGUUUGACAUUCCAAAUAGAGAAAAAGAGGGAAGAGGCUUGAAGGAUGGAAAGGACUUUAAUACAAGCAUAAGCGAUAGACUUGAACGUAGACUUGCACCGUUGUCUGAAUUCUUCAGCGAGGAGUGCGGAUCUUUCGUUAAAAACAACAUGUUCUACAUAUAUCCUAUCAUAUACUCACUAUGGCUUCCUCGUUGCACCCAGGAUCUUGGAUUUACUCAGGCAAAUAACCACUUUCUAGUAAUAUCGCUUUGCCUCCAAGGGGAAGAAAGCAGAAUAGAUGAAAUAGGAUAUGAAAAAGACGAACUGUAUGGAAUGGGGGUUGAUGUAAUUGUUCCCCUUUUGUGCAACGGAUACUUCAAAUAUGAUAUUCUGGAAAGGUUUUUUGGGGAUACUCGGAAGUAUAUAAGCAUCCACUUACCGAAGUUUUUAUUUGCAUUGAAGAAGGUGUAUGUAGAAAGACCUUUUGAGUUUCGAGUAUGUGUGUUUAAGGUUCUGAAGUGCAUUAUAGAUGCAAUUUCCAACAAUGUGAAGAUGUUGUUCAACUAUCUAUUUCCGUUUGUGGAGUUCUUUAUGAGAAAACAUGAAGACUCGUGUGGAAUGGAUUGCAAGAUGAUUUUCAUUGAGUAUUAUUCAUCAUUUUUUGAGAACGAUUGUUUUAUCCGAAACAUGCCCAGGAUAUUUCCAUAUUUAGACGUUGAAAAGAUAGUGAAGUGGAGCAAUGCAAAGAAUGAGGAAGACUACCUGGAUAUAGUCCUUGGGCUUUUGAACACCAAAGGGCACUUUUCACAGGAAAUGGCCACCUCUAAAGCGGUGGAACUUCUUACAAGGGUCUUUGGAAGUAUAGAUAAAGAUGGAGUGCUUGAUGAAGAAAGCUUUGUGGAAAACAUUCUUACCCGAUUCUUUAAGAGCCCUACGUUUAGAAUUAAGGUUGGGAGUAUCUACAGGCGACUUAGAGAAGUGGAAAGUGAUGCAGCAUUCCUGAUUGGAUGUAUAUCACAGGAGUUUCUGGAACCAGAGAUCCAUCCCUCUGUCUGUGACGUUCCUAUUAUGGGGAAUACUCCGGAAGCAAUUGCUAGAGUGAUGAUUGAAAGGUAUCUACUCGAGAUAGAUCCUGGAAAACAAGAUCUUCAUUUUUUCAUAAUACAGGAGACUUUAAAGUUUAUUAGAGGGCCUUUAAGCGACAGUAUAGAAGAAGUUGUUGAUCAGUUUAGAAACACACAGUAUCUCUAUGAGCACGUGCCUACAUAUUCAACGGAGAAGUUGUAUGAAAAGACACAUACAUUUAAGAAGUUCCUCGAAAGGCUGUAUCGGCACACCCUCUCAGAAGUUGAAAGGAGGAACAAAAAGGAAUAUUUUAAUCUUCUUAGAUAUGGAGAUCUGCUUGGGAUUCCGUUUCUGGAGUUCCAUUGCUUGUCCCUGUGCAGGCUACUUCUAGAUUCGGGAGACAGCAGAGUUGCAGGGAUUGCACAGAAUAUAUCCCAGGACCUCGAGGGGGGAGUGGACAGAAAGAUUGCAAGGUUUGUUCUGAAACUACACAGGUUCACAGAAGGGAAGUAUGUUCCAGAUCUUGUGAUACUCAGGAUAUCUAUUUUUCUCAAGGACCAUUAUAACGCUAUCCAGGUUUUAGAGAAGAUGAUAAGAAAAGAAAGGAGAAGGGAUCUCUUUGAUCUCCUCCAAUACAACUACUAUUGGAUCAAGGACUAUGACAAAGUACUAGGAAUAAACUCGGUAUUUGGGAGACCAACACUGAUCAACCUUUUUUUUGGGUUCUGUGUUGAUAAAAACUUCGCAGCAGCAAGGAGAUGCUUAGAGCCAGAAGUGAUUCUUGGGAAUUGUACCACGGAGUCGGAUGACGAAGAAAAAGGGAAGGACUUAAUAAUUCAAUCACUGGACAUGAAAGACCGUCUAUCGGAAAUCAUAGAUGAAUGCCAAGACGAUGAAGUUAUGAAGUUUAUGAAUGACUGCAAGAGAAUUGAGAAGGAUUUUUCCGAAUGGAGAAACUUGGAGAGUAGAAAUGAGGUCUUCAAGCAUUUUGUAAAAGACUGCGAGCUUGUAUCUAAGAGCAAGAAUCUACUCAAGACCCUUGAUCUGAUAGCUGGGAGAAGAGAGAUGGCUGGGGACGAUAGAAUGCUUCUGGAAUGCCAUGAAAGUCUUAUGGCAGGAAUUAGAUCCAUGGUGGAUGGAAGAGAUGAUAUAUCAUGUGAUGAAAUGUUUGAGUCUCUUUUCACUUUAUCAAAGGAGAAUGUCGGGGAAAGCCAGGAUGUAGGUCUUGAGCACAGAGAAUACUUUGACGACUUUGCAUCUGUGGAUAUGGUCCGAGCUGAAAGGCAUCAUGAAAGGAUAGGAUACAUAGAUAGAAGUAGGUUCGGAAAGACAAGCGGAUACAAUUCUUUGGAUGAAUUUGAAAGAGAUUUAAAGCUUGGGAUGAUAAGAAGCUACAUGGGAGAUAAUGAUUUUAAUAAGUGCAUUCAGGAGAUUGGAAGCAUGCUUCUCAAGAGGGAGUGGAGCGCACUAUAUGAACUGGCCAAGCUAAAUGUUCUGCAGGGGAAAGUAGGAGAUGCAAAGACGUCCCUCAAAAAGGUUUUGGAAUUGUUUCCUAGAACAUCGAUAUUCCAUAAAAGAGCUUUGGCCAGAUAUGCAGAGAUAGUGGAUACAAAGACAGGAUAUGACUCUGCAUUGUCAGUCUUAAAGGAUUCUGGAAAGCUUUUUCUUCUUGGAGCCAAGAAAUUUGAAAGCACAGAGCCGGUGAAGGCAAUGGAGAUGUAUAUUAACAGUGUAGUGCAUGAUAGUCAAUAUUCAGACGAAGCAAUUCCUAGAAUAUUUCAUCUGUUUUCCGAGAUGACACCUCCAGGAGACAUCAAUGCGAGUAGUGCCUUGAUUAAGAAGUUCUUAGAAUCUUGCCUUUCUCUGCUUCCCCCAUACUACAAUCAAAUUCUCUCCCGAUUAAGUCAUCCAAACCGAGAUGUGGUGGAUGUAGUGUCCAAUAUUGUGCUUGAGCUCAUGGAAAAUUAUCCUAGCAAGACUUUUUGGAGAUCUCUGAUCAUGAUGAACUCCCAGGUUCCAAACACUAGGAAGCGCAUGGAGGGAAUCAUCUCCGAGCUUACAUUGGAUAACAAGGUGGUUCUGUCCAACAUCAGGAAGAUAUCAGAGGGCCUUAUGGAAAUAUCAAAAUCUAAAAAGAACGAGCUAGCCAUGGAGGAAGACUUUCCGGGAUUCAUUAGAAUGUUUCCAACUAAUGUCAUGGUUCCUAAUACCGGGAUAUUGAUAAACGGAGUGAAAAAUGAGAUAAAGGUCUUCAAUUCUUUGCAGAGGCCUAAAAGAAUAUGCUUUGUAGGAAAUGAUGGAAAAAACUACUACUGGCUUUGCAAGAACCAGGACGAUUUAAGGAAAGAUAGCAGGUUUAUGGACCUGAACCUCAUAAUUAACAGCAUACUUAGGAAGCAAAGCAACAAAAAGUACAUUCGAACCUAUGCUGUGAUACCGUUUAGCCAUGAGAGCGGAAUCAUAGAAUGGAUCAAGGGGUUGAACUCCCUUAAGGUUAUAUGCGAUUCCUACUAUUCAAAAGAUGGGAUAUCAAUCUCGGAGACUGCAUGUCGGUUUGUACAAAACAAGAAGAUAGGGCCUCGAGAAUGGCAUAAGGUUAUCUCUAAGUUCGGCCCGAAGUUUCAUCUUUGGUUCAGCGACAACUUUCCGCAUCCAUAUAGUUGGCUAUCAGCUAGAAACAAUUACACCAGGACGUAUGCAAUAAUGAACAUUGUGGGAUGGUUUAUGGGUCUGGGAGACAGGCAUGCAGAGAACAUUCUUUUUGAUUCCAACACUGGCGACACAGUCCAUGUCGAUUUGAACUGUAUCUUUGGAAAGGGAAGAGAGCUGCAAGUUCCAGAAAAGGUUCCAUAUAGACUCACUCAAAAUAUAGUGGAUGCAUUUGGAGUACUUGGGCUUGAAGGUUCAUACAAUGCCUCUCUUUGUUCAACGCUGGACCUAUUUCUCAAGAACAAAAACAUCCUUGUGUCUAACCUCCUAUCUUUUGUUUAUGAUCCUUUAUUUGAAUGGAGAAGGAAAUCCACCACCACUCCAAAGAGGAUCAUCGAAGAUCUGUGCCGCAAGAUGGAUGAUUUGGAUGUCAGCAGUAAGUGUGAUGUUUUGAAUGAGGAGGCAACAAAAAGUGAGAACCUGUGUAUGAUGUACAUAGGAUGGCUUCCAUUCAUUUAG
Messenger RNA from Encephalitozoon intestinalis ATCC 50506, 5424 nucleotides. RefSeq names its product PI3/PI4 protein kinase. Gene Ontology annotation, molecular function: protein binding; protein serine/threonine kinase activity. The transcript has a single exon. Bases 1 to 5424 code for a protein of 1807 amino acids. Lineage: Eukaryota; Fungi; Microsporidia; Unikaryonidae. Gene Ontology annotation, cellular component: nucleus. Gene Ontology annotation, biological process: DNA damage checkpoint signaling; telomere maintenance; protein phosphorylation. The record is from RefSeq and is a predicted model, not a curated record.